Messenger RNA from Effrenium voratum, 696 nucleotides. NCBI's taxonomy places the organism in Eukaryota, Dinophyceae, Suessiales, Symbiodiniaceae. The record is from the annotation of a GenBank genome assembly.
AUGGCACCCAAAGGCCGGCGCGGUGUUUUGCUGACCUCGUCCAAGCCGAAGCCCGUUGCCGUGGCAGACGAUGAGUCUGAGCGGCUGCAGUCGCAGCGGGAGUGGGCAGAGCUGGAGCGUGAGGCCAAGCAGAUUGUCAAGUUGCAGACAACCGGGGAGCGGAAGCUGGCAGCGUAUGACGACGUGGAGGAUCCAGAUGCAGAGGAUUUGGACCAGGCACCGGCCAACUCGGAGAGCGACAGCGAGAGCGCGGAUGAGAAGGAGGAGGACGGCAAGGCGGAGCCCGCGAAAGAUGACGCGGAGGACGCUGGCAAGGAGCCAGGCACAGGUGACUCGGAAGGGAAGCCAGAUCGGAAGCGAAAGCGAGCCGGGAAGAAGAAGUCUGGCGCGCAGAAGAAGCGGGAGAAGUUGGAGCGGGAAGAGCAGAAGAAAGAGGAGGACGAGGACAAGUGGCUGAAGCUGCAGCUGGCUGGGGAGGAGAAGCCCCGGCGCAUCGCCGCCAAUCGCAUCGUCUCCUACUACGACUUCGACGGCCGGGGCAACCCCAUCCGAUUCGCGGCGGGGGCACCUCGCCCGGAGGUGGGGCCAAUGGAGGAGGAUGAAGAUUUCAUCCCCGGGGAUUGCCUGCCUGCGCCCAGCGGCAACUUCCGCGCCAAUCUGCGGCCAGACCUUUGGGAUGACAGCGACGAGAGCUGA